UUAUUUCUGUGCGAGCGGCCUCUAAAUUUAGGCCGUAUGGAAACCGAAAGUAAUACGAGCGAUUUUGGUCGGGAGCGAGUUGUCUGUAUUUAGAUUAGAGCGGCGCAGUGCGCGCGCGCCGCCGGUGAUGAUAACGCAUCGCAGUGCAUUGUAAUGCCGUGAUAGUGAUCGAUGUGCAGUGAUAGAUUAAAGGAUUUGGAUGUCACAAAUGCUGCCCGAAGGAGGAGAAGUGAUGCGCCGAGUGGCGUGCGGCGACGUGUGUCCCGCGCCGCCCGCGCCCGCGCCACAAGCCCUGCAGCCUAACAGAACAUCAGAAAACAAAGAGCUUCUCCGGCAGCAACUCCUAUCAGCCAGCAAAGAUCGCCUCGCCGAAAAGACAGAGCCGCCUAAGCAGAAGCACGUGCGGAACCGGCAGAAGAACCGAUGGAAGCUGAAGUUCCACCACCAGGCCCUCCCGCAGGAAUACCUCGACCACUACGAGCAGAGCCUGCAGAAAGCCAACGCUAAACAAGCGCAGAAGCCAAAACCACAAGAGAAACCCAAAGUGGAACCCAAUAUAGACUUAAACAACAUCACCAAUGAAACCUUCAAGAUAUGGGCGCAGAGGCUAGCCGGAAUACAGAACGAAACGGGAACAUUAACUGUACCUAGCGUAACGUCGGUCUUAAACAUGGCAGCGAAGCCCAAAGCUGAAGAAAAGAAGAAGAAAAACCCAACCAUAGCACCCAGUAAGAUCGUGACCUACGACGAUCUUCCGUACAUGGGCGAGAUGACAUUGAACAACUCUAAGCCAAGAAGAGGCCGGAAACCUAAAAAGGCAGACAUUUGCCACUUAAUCUACGAAAAUUACGGAACUGUAGUGCCAGGACAACCGCCUCCUGUGCAGGAUAGAUUGAACCAGCUGUCAAUGAACACUCAAUAUCGACCUGAAAAUGCUCCUACAAGUACUCCUAAAACAGAUCUGCAGAACAAAAUUAUUUCAAGUCUAUUAGAAAGGAAGUUGUCUCAAGAAAAUAAAAGGCGGUUAGAAAAUCUGUCGCCGCAAAGGUUUAACAGCCCUGAUGAACCGAUGCCAGAAGCACCUCUCACUAUCCCAGGGCCUCUACACAGCGACGAUGAACCCUUGAACUUGUGUAUUAGAGAUCUCUCAGAUCUGAAGCUACAAAUUCAGAAAAAGUUCGGUAACAUCUACCCUUCCAUGCCUGAAGUGAAAACUGAAAUGGAAUCGGAAGCUGAUCAAGAAAUCCGAAAGACUGAACAGUCGAAUGCAAUUUCUGUGAUACAGAGGAACACGAAUCUUCUGCCUGCCACUGCGAGCAGUUCACCAGACCUGUCCAGGCAAACUAGGAAUAUAUCUCCAGCGUUAUCAGAGCCAGCACAGUCCACCGCUAGUCCAGACGGCGAAGGGAAAUUCCCUGGUUACGUAUACUGGCCUAACGCUGGCAUCUACAUGCAUCCUUUAGCUUUACAAACACAACUAUUAUACUACCAAAGGCUAGCAGCGGCUGGGCAGCUGCCUAGCGAGGAUCAAGACCGUGCCAAUUCAACACCAAGCAGUGUCAACGAAAGUGUGUCUACUGAACCAAACUCGUCACUAGACGAGAGCAAAAGCAAAUUAGUACUCAAACAAAUAUCAGAACUGUUAGACCCCAAAGUGAUAAAGCAGGUGGAAGAGGCGAAGCGAAGUCCGGACCAGUCAAAAAUGAAGAGGACGUCCCCAAAUCCUGUGACGGGUCCAGUAAAGAGAAAACGGUCCGCAAUAUUCAUCCCUCCUAUGCCGACGAAAACUAGCUCAACUACUCCAACGACAGAAGUCAGCAUCUGUAAAUUUAAAUUUACUGGUGGGUCGAAGCCUUCUUUGCAAGAGAAGAAAAUGCUGUCAGUAGAUUCUGGAGGCAACUUUAGAUACUACAGCGGGACUGGCAAUAAGGGUAACAAAGGAUAUGAUUACUUGCAUAAGAAUUCAAACCAAGGAAGACAGGCUGAGGCUGAGGCUACUGCGUCAACUGUGGCGAAAGUCGAAGUCCCAACAUCUUUGAGCAAGGAAGAGUUAAGUAAGAAGAAAAGGAAGUCUAAAAAGAGUUUGCAGAGGGAGAAAUUGGAGCAGACGUUUAAAGAGAAGGGGUUUCUGAUACAGACUCAGCAGUUGCAAUCAGCCGAAGGGGCAACUUACUGCAAGUUUAGGCAACUACGGAAGUUUACGAGGUAUUUGUUCAGGAGUUGGAAGGAUUAUCUUCCUGGGGAGUUGGAAGAGAGGAACAAUGCUGAAGCAGUACCUGAACCACAGCCGUCUCCGGCAAACGAAGGAACAGCUGGAGAAUGGGGCUGAGAGACGGGACGUUGGGAUUGAUAGUGUUCUUUUUGGUUUAGUUUUAUGCUGACUGUGCUAGACAAUAACCGUGGUUUUCAUAAAAAAUAUAACAGGUGUAGCACCGUUUUAGAUCAAAACUUAUUUUGAGAAAGUUUCUAGUACUGAUGAAAAGAAACUACAGAGUUAAAAUGGUGCUGAAAGACUGUUUUUAUUUUAUGGAUAAAUAAAUUAAGUUUGAAUGAAACAUGCUGGGAGUUAUUAGUCGAAGUCUAACUGUAUAGACUUUAUUUAUUAGGUUGAAGAACUGUCAAUUUGACAGAUAUAACUUUACGCCAGAAUGUUUGAUGCAAACCGAGGUAGUGCUUAUUAAAAUACACGCGAGUGAGAAUUAAAAAACGCUUUGCACGACGCUAUCAGUCCCUAGUCUUUACCAGGGCUAUAGGUUCGAUUCCACAAAUGUUUACUAGCUCUAAAACUGUCAUUGUAUCUCUUUCUUACAAACUGCCAAAAGAUACAUUUAACAAAGUAUUCCACCACAGUAAUAUGAUAGAUACAAAUCAUGUUGUCCCUUUUUAUUUACUAAAGAAAGAAAGAGAUGGUUUGAUUUAUAGAGGCAGUGGAAUCAUGCCCAGUAUAAGCCAAAGAAGUGACGCGAUGUACCGGCCCAAAAUGGCCGACAGAUGCAUUUAUU
Molecule: messenger RNA, 3002 nt
Organism: Ostrinia furnacalis (Asian corn borer)
Lineage: Eukaryota; Metazoa; Arthropoda; Insecta; Lepidoptera; Crambidae
Exons: 3
Coding region: 200-2329 (709 amino acids)
Source: RefSeq, a predicted model, not a curated record